This is a messenger RNA of Hibiscus syriacus, 1920 nucleotides long. RefSeq lists its product as uncharacterized. NCBI's taxonomy places the organism in Eukaryota, Viridiplantae, Streptophyta, Magnoliopsida, Malvales, Malvaceae. The record is from RefSeq and is a predicted model, not a curated record. The coding region runs from base 1 to 1920 and encodes 639 amino acids. Gene Ontology annotation, molecular function: protein dimerization activity. The transcript is spliced from 5 exons.
AUGGGUGAAGCGGUCUCAAAAUUUAUAAUAUACGAUCGCCUUCCUUUUCGAUUAGCAAGCUCGCCUUGGUUGUAUAACUUAAUUCAAGUAGCAAUAGAAGUUGGAAAAGGUGUAAAGCUCCCAACACCUUAUGAGAUUUCAUAUGUGUAUUUGACAUCGGAGUAUGAACAAGUUCGUGAAUGGGUAAAUGAACUGAAGACGCAUUGGAAACAACUGGGUGCAACUCUGAUGUGUGAUGGUUGGACCAAUAGUUUAAAUCAAAUGCACAUCAUCAACUUCCUUGUUUAUUGUAGUAAAGGAACUAUAUUUUGGAAAUCUGUGGAUGUCUCGAGCGUUCGUAGUAGAUAUGUUGAAUUCUACUAUAAUUUGUUAGACAAAGUUGUUGAAGAAAUUGGGGAAGAAUAUAUUAUCCAAAUAGUGACCGACAAUGAGGCAGCAAUGAAAGCCGCUGGGAAAAGAUUAAUGUUGAAAAGAAACCAUCUUUAUUGGACCUCAUGUGCAACUCACUGCUUAGAUUUAUGUCUUGAGGAUAUUGGAAAAAAGUCUAAUGUAGCAAAAGUGUUAGAGGAAGCGAAGAAACUUGAGGAGAUAACAAUGCAAAAACAAGGUUUGAGAGAGAUGUUUAAGUCAAAGGAAUUCAGAGAAUCAAAAUGGGGACAACAGAAAUCAGGGCCUGCUUAUGAAGCCAAAAAAAUUGUUUUGGGAAAAGAUUUUUGGAAAAAAGCCGUUGAUAUCAUAAAAGUUUACAAACCCCUAGUCAAAGUGCUAAGACUUGUUGACGGUGAUGAAAAACCAACAAUUGGUUUUAUUUAUGAGGCCAUUGAUAGAGCUAAACGAGCAAUUAAGGAAAAUUGUCGAUAUUCCAUCGAGUAUGAAAAAAUUAUUGAUAAUAGAUGGAAUUUUAUGUAUUCCGACUUGCAUUCAGCUGCUGAGUGGUGGAUGAUAUAUGGCACAUGUACUCCUGAAUUACAACGAUUAGCAAUUAAAGUGCUUAGUCAAACAACUUCUGCAUCAAAUUGUGAACGAAAUUGGAUCACAUUCAGCUAUAUUCACACCAAAGCAAGAAACAGGUUGAAGUACAAAAAACUUGAGAAACUAGUAUUUACCUAUUAUAAUAUGAGACUUAAAAUGAGGCAUCAAAAAAGAAUGAGAAUUGAUGAUAUAAACGCUAGUUACAAUCCUAUCAGCAUUGAUAAUAUCUUUGAAGAUGUUGAUUCACUAUCAGAAUGGCUUCAAGAGAAAGAGAAUCCAUUAUUAGAUGGUGAAAAUGCUGGUGUGUUGCCUGUGGAUACCUCAGAUGAUGAAAUGAAUGUUGAUGAUCAAUCUCAACAACAAAAUUUAUCUCAUUCAAGCUCUAGUGCAACACCAAGUCAAAGUGGUGAUGGGCCCGAUGGGGGUGGUUUAAGUCCAAUUGAUGACGAUGAUAGACAGAGCGGUGAUGGAGUUGAAUUUAGAUCUUCUGAUUGGUAUGGAGAAGAAUAUGUUUAUACAGGUCGUGGACAUUUCUGUGCUUCAUCUAGUAGAGAAAGAAAUGAACCAAGAGCUCGAUCAAAAGGGAAAGGGAAAGACACCAGAAAACAUACUUCUGAAGGUUCUUCUUCCGGUAGAAGAUCGACUCCUAGUAACCUGAGACAAUCUUCAUAUUUUCAACCUCCACAUGGUUUUUAUCCACAAUUUCCUAAUUAUGGUGUGCCAUAUCAACCUCAAAUGUACCCUCCGCCACUAAUGUAUCACCCACCUCCACCUCACAUGUAUCCUCCUCCUCAAGUAUAUCCUCCAUCUCAAUUAUUUGAAAAUCAAGGUGAAAUUGUUACAUUUUUUGGAUAUAUUUUUGGACAAAGACCACAUAGAUCAAGUGGAGAUCACUCUCAAAGUGAAGGUGAAGGAUCUGAUCUUCCUCGUUAUUCCACUAAUUGGUGA